GCCAGGCCCCCAACGUCCUUCCCUCCUUCCUCCUCGAGCCCCCCCCCUCCCACAUCCUAUCUCGCCCACCAAACCUCCCCUUCUCGAUCCAUCACCCCCCCGAUCCUCCCCAUUCCCCCAUGACCCGCAAGAGGCGCAAGCACGCCGCCGCCGCCUAAGGUUGCCAGUCCCUCCUCCGAUGGAGUCGCUUCCGCGGAAGCGCAAGGGCGCGCGGUCCCUCGCCGGCUCCCUCCACGACGCCUCCGCCGACCGGAAGCGCACCUGCCGGGAGAGGAAGCCGCGGCCCGACAAGAAGAAGAAGAACAAACCCUCCGCAGGCGACGAUGCCGCCUCUACCCGAGGCGGCGUGGUGAUGACGGCGCCGCCGACCAGCGGGAUGGCCGCGCCGGACAGCCCCGGCCGGGGCCUCAAGCGUAAGGUCGGCUGCAUCGAGUCCGCCACGCGGAUAGGGCGCAAGAAGAGGCUCGACAGCGAGUACGCGCUGGGCGACGAGAUCGGCCAGGGCAAGUUCGGGUCCGUCCGGAUCUGCCGCGCCAAGGCCGGGGGCGAGGAGUUCGCAUGCAAGGCGCUCCCCAAGAACGGCGAGGAGACGGUCCACCGAGAGGUGGAGAUCAUGCAGCACCUCUCGGGCCACCCCGGCGUCGUCACGCUCAAGGCCGUCUUCGAGGACACCGACAAGUUCUACCUCGUCAUGGAGCUCUGCAGCGGCGGCCGGCUGCUCGACGAGAUAGCGAGAGAUGGCAAGUUCUCUGAGCAGCGCGCCGCCAUUGUCAUCAAGGAUCUUAUGUCAGUGCUCAAGUACUGCCACGAGAUGGGCGUCAUCCACAGGGACAUUAAGCCAGAGAAUAUUUUGCUCACCAAGACAGGGAAGAUGAAACUAGCAGAUUUUGGAUUGGCAGCACGAGUUACCAAUGGUCAGAAAUUAUCUGGCAUUGCUGGGAGCCCAGCUUAUGUGGCGCCUGAGGUUCUGUCAGGAAGCUAUUCAGAGAAAGUAGAUAUAUGGGGUGCUGGGGUGCUACUCCAUGUACUACUGCUUGGUUCACUUCCAUUUCAAGGGGACUCUCUGGAAGCUGUUUUUGACGCUAUAAGGACAGUUGAGCUUGAUUUCCACAGUGGUCCAUGGAAAUCAAUGUCAGUUCUUGGACGAGAUCUGAUUAGUCGAAUGUUGGAUCGAGAUGUCUCCUCUAGGAUAACUGCUGCUGGAGUUCUUAGUCACCCAUGGGUCUUAUUCUACACGGAGUGUACCCUGAAGGCCGUAACUGCUAAUUUGUGUGUCACUAACAAGAUCGUAGCGCCCUGUUUUCCGUGGGACAGAAUUAGAUCACAUUGUGAUUCAUCAGCUUCAGAUUCGUCGAGCCAGAGGUCUGAGGACCAAGAUGAAUGUGGUAUAGUUGAUGCCCUGACAGCAGCAAUAACACAUGUUAGAAUAUCAGAGCCGAAAAGGACUCGGCUUUGUAGCCCUGCCAUUUCCAUACAACAGGAGUGCUCUUCGAACUUGAAGAGUAACCUGUGCACGGCGUUUUGACACAACCCAAUGUAUAGCUCCUGAUUGGUUGGCCUGUGUCAUUGAUUACUCCACCAGUUGGUGUCUCUGGGCUGAGGAUAAUAAGUCGGGUUUCCUGUCAGAGCAAAUAAGAGUUUGACAUGGUAUGAUGUAGAUUGCAGUGAUGCUGUUAAACCCGACGUGAUGACUGGUUCUGUAAAUUUUGUAAAUAUAGAAUGAUCUCUAGCUAAUUUAUCUCUUUGGAACUACUUCAUUCGAUGUUAGUAAACAUAUUUUGUUCGAUCUGCAUUCUUUGUAUCCUAGUCUAUUGAUAUAGUAUAAUAUUUUGGCAUGGGAAGA
This is a messenger RNA of Brachypodium distachyon (stiff brome), 1843 nucleotides long. Its product is annotated as serine/threonine-protein kinase PEPKR2. Gene Ontology annotation, molecular function: calmodulin binding; ATP binding; calcium/calmodulin-dependent protein kinase activity. Lineage: Eukaryota; Viridiplantae; Streptophyta; Magnoliopsida; Poales; Poaceae. The coding region runs from base 179 to 1525 and encodes 448 amino acids. Gene Ontology annotation, cellular component: cytoplasm; nucleus. The transcript has 3 exons. The record is from RefSeq and is a predicted model, not a curated record. Gene Ontology annotation, biological process: protein autophosphorylation; intracellular signal transduction; peptidyl-serine phosphorylation.